AUGCUGGAGCCUUGGGAUGAAGCCAUCGCCCUUCAGAAAGAGCGCCAAUCCUGUAUCGACGAUGUGCAAUCUAUUAAAACAUCAUGUGCCAAGGAUCACGGCAAGAGGCAUCCCUUCGAGUGCCCAGAUUGCUGGACCCGCCUCCUUAAUCGUAUAAGGGAUCGAUAUCUCAACUCUGCUUCUAAGGAGUGGUUUUCAGGCCGAAGGCCUUUUUUGCUCGAAUUGGAUACCAUGUUUUCCAAGGCUCACAAUUCCGAGGUCGAUCUCAAGACUAUCGAGCAGCGGAUAGUCGACGAAAAAAAAGAAUGGUACCGGGACAAGGUAAAAAAUAUUGGAUUUCAACACGCUACGAAGUCACCGCUGGAAGAUCGCAUUCUACAGCAGAAAAUCAACGAUCGGAGCAUAUCAGCAGAUCAACUUGCCUCAGAGCUGAGAGCCUCCUUCAGCGACGGUGCUGUCGAGAACCAGGAAGUACUCGACAAGUUUAUAGAGCAGCUGAAACAUGCCAGCUCACCACAGGCACGCGCCGAGGCCUAUGUUAAUAUAUUUUUUCAACCGGCCCACGACCCUUCUGGUGCGGCAAAAGCCCAAAAGUACAUCGACAUAAUUAGAAACGGGACGUCCAUCGCUGAUACCAUCACUGCCAUGAUCCGUGACCGUCAUAUGGCUAAAGGCGACCAAGACCAGAAACAGGCACUUCAUAAACAACUCGAGGAGCUGAAGAGGGCUAAAGCGGCCCACGAACUAGGCAAGGCGAAACAUGAUAAGGCUCAGCAGGAUAGAACCAGAGAAAUGGCGCUUUCUGAUGACCAACAGGACUUGCCGCCAUGUUCGGCAUGCUCGAGACCCCUGGAUGCGCAGGAUUUCAUCAUGUGUCCCUUAUGCCAGAUUCUGGGCGAUUAUUACAGACUUCAUGUCCAGCCUACACUAUUCUGUUCUCAGAAGUGCGAAAACGAACGCUACGAAGCGCAUGUCGAAGCGGCACACGAGUGCGCAUCAGGUCAGAGAUGUGUUCUGCUUCAUGAUGAAGACGUCGAGAUGGACGACGGCAGAACCGUCUUGGUCUUCUGUCGGGAGUGUGUAGGAACACUCGGCAUCCCGUCCGUAUUUUGCUCGGCUCGCUGUUUUAAUGAGAACUUUCAGCAUCAUCGCGACGGAAUUCAUGUUCCUGAGCGGAAGAGUACCCAGAAUGAAGUCAGGGAUGAUAAUCAGCUUGAAUUCGACCCUGACGGUAAGACGAAAUAUAAGGCUAGAAAAAUCGAGGAGCACCUAGUUACGUUUGACAAUGCUAUAAAGGAAUGGCAGCAGAAAACCGGCAUCACGGUGAAAUAA
Daldinia caldariorum is the source of this 1332-nucleotide messenger RNA. RefSeq lists its product as uncharacterized. The transcript is spliced from 2 exons. The coding region runs from base 1 to 1332 and encodes 443 amino acids. The record is from RefSeq and is a predicted model, not a curated record. NCBI's taxonomy places the organism in Eukaryota, Fungi, Ascomycota, Sordariomycetes, Xylariales, Hypoxylaceae.